Messenger RNA from Antechinus flavipes (yellow-footed antechinus), 987 nucleotides. RefSeq names its product olfactory receptor 1J4-like. Gene Ontology annotation, biological process: G protein-coupled receptor signaling pathway. NCBI's taxonomy places the organism in Eukaryota, Metazoa, Chordata, Mammalia, Dasyuromorphia, Dasyuridae. Gene Ontology annotation, molecular function: olfactory receptor activity; G protein-coupled receptor activity. The record is from RefSeq and is a predicted model, not a curated record. The transcript has 2 exons. Gene Ontology annotation, cellular component: membrane.
AUGUGCAGAUAGAGGAGCAGAAUGGAGGAGAAUAAGACAGGUAUCUCUGAAUUCCUCCUCCUUGGAUUUCCUAUCAGCCCACAGCAUCAUGUACUGUUCUACAUUCUCUUCCUGAGCAUCUAUCUCACCACAUUGUUUGGGAACCUGCUUAUUAUCUUGCUGAUCAGACUGGAUUCUCAUCUUCACAGUCCCAUGUAUUUCUUCCUCAGUCACUUGGCUUUUACUGAUAUCUGUUUCUCGUCCGUAACUACCCCCAAAAUGCUGGUGAACAUGCAAUCAGGAAACCAGACCAUUCCCUACAAUGGCUGCAUCUCACAAACAUAUUUCUUCAUAUUCUUUACUGAUCUGGACAGCUUCCUGCUCACUGCAAUGGCUUAUGAUCGCUAUGUUGCCAUCUGCCACCCUCUCCACUAUAGCACACUCAUGAGACAGAGUCUCUGCAGCUUGCUGAUAGUUGGAUCCUGGAUUCUCUCCUUUGCCAAUUCCUUGACCCACACCCUUCUUCUGGUCCGACUGUCCUUCUGUGCAGAAAAUUCUGUCCCCCAUUUCUUUUGUGACCUAGCUGCCUUACUCAAGCUGUCCUGCUCAGAUACGUCUCUCAAUGAACUUACCAUGUUUACUGUAGGAACAAUAGUCAUUAUGUUUCCAUUAAUAUGUGUCCUUGUCUCUUACAUCUGCAUUGUUGCCACCAUCCUGAAAAUCCAGUCUAGCAAGGGAAUCUGCAAAGCAUUAUCUACCUGUGGCUCACACCUUUCUGUAGUGUUUUUAUAUUAUGGGACAAUCUUUGGCCAGUAUUUUUUCCCCUCAUCUGAGAAUUCAAAUAUCAAAGAUAUCAUUUCUGCUAUAAUGUAUACAGUGGUGACUCCCUUGCUGAAUCCCUUCAUUUACACUCUGAGGAAUAGAGACAUGAAGGGUGCUUUGAAAAGGAACCUCAAUGGAAUAAUGUUCUCCUCCAUGACAAUAACUCAUGCUUCCAAGCUAGCUUGA